AUGACAUCUAGACGGCCACAAGCUUCCCUGCAUUCACCAGUCAUCUUUUUAGAAUUCCUGCGUCUCAGCAUAGUUGUAUGCAGCAUCCCAGGGUUUCAGCAAUUUAGCAUCUUAGUGCUCAGCAUCCCAGCAUCUAGCAUUCCCGGAUUUCAGGGUCUUAGCAUCGUAUCAUUUAGCAUCCCGGUACCCUACCAUCUUAGCAUCCAGUAUCCCAUCAUCCCAGCAAUUAGUCAUCUCAGCAUCCCUUCAUUUCAGCAUGGAACAUCCAGCAUCCCAAGACCCCCAUCCUCCAGCAUUCAAUACCCCAGCAUCCCAGCAUCUCAGCACCCAACAUUCAACAUCCCAACACCCCAUCCUCUAACAUCUAGCACCGCAGCAUCCCGACAUCCACAAUCCCAGCAUCCCAACAUCCCAUCCUCCAACAUCCCAACUUCCGCGCAUCCCAACUUCCCCGCAUCCCAACUUCCCAACAUCCCAACUUCCCAACAUCCCAACUUCCCAACAUCCCAACUUCCCCGCAUCCCAACUUCCCAACAUCCCUAUCUUCCCCGCAUCCCAACUUCCCAGCAUCCCAACUUCCCAACAUCCCAACUUCCCCGCAUCCCUAUCUCCCCCGCAUCCCAGCAUCCCCGCAUCCCAGCCUCCCAGGACCCUCUCCUCUCCUUCCUUCGCUUCCCCGAGACAUCAGAUACCUGGGCUUGA
Messenger RNA from Penaeus monodon (black tiger shrimp), 702 nucleotides. RefSeq names its product protein PELPK1-like. NCBI's taxonomy places the organism in Eukaryota, Metazoa, Arthropoda, Malacostraca, Decapoda, Penaeidae. The record is from RefSeq and is a predicted model, not a curated record. The coding region runs from base 1 to 702 and encodes 233 amino acids. The transcript has a single exon.